This is a messenger RNA of Cyanidioschyzon merolae strain 10D, 741 nucleotides long. RefSeq lists its product as hypothetical. The record is from RefSeq and is a predicted model, not a curated record. The transcript has a single exon. Bases 1 to 741 code for a protein of 246 amino acids. Gene Ontology annotation, cellular component: membrane. Lineage: Eukaryota; Rhodophyta; Bangiophyceae; Cyanidiales; Cyanidiaceae.
AUGGGUAAAGGCACCGGCCGGGGCGGAAUCUGUUUCGCGGAUACGAAGCUGGUCAACUGCUUCCUAUUCGUGGCGAAUAUUCUUUUUAUUUUGGCUGGGGUGGUUGUUCUUGCCGUCGGAGCUUUGGAUCAGCGCGGGAACGCGUUUUCUGCAUACAGUCAGUACAAACAGACCAACCCACUUGUCGGGUCAGUGGCCCGUAAUGCCUGGCUGUACAUCGUUGCUGGUGCGGUACUGAUUGGCAUCGGGGCUCUUGGUGUACUCGCGCACUGCGCAGCCAAGUGCUGCCUCGGAAAAUUGUUUUAUUUCUUGUAUAAUCUUGUCUUACUUUUGGCUUUCCUCUUCCUUGGGGCGCUGUGUGUGAUCGCUUGGUACGCAUACGGAACGACCGGGCCGAACGGUUCGAACAAUAUAUCCAGCAACAGCUGGCUCAUGACUGUGCAGAGUAAUCCCCGGUUCGUGUGCUCCCAGGAGCUCCAUUAUGGGUGUGCCGGUUACAACGCAAACCAGUGCUCAACAUCGAAUCCGGACGUUCAGUAUUGCCCGGGCAUAAGCACCGGCGGAUCGUGUCGAACAAGCGAAGAGUUGAACGCGGGACGCGGUUGCGCCGAGCCGAUCAAUGAAGCGUUCCGCCACGACUGGUUCGUGCUUGCAGUGACCUGCACCGUUGCAUUGGCUGUGAUUGUGCUAUGUUAUCUGGCCAGCUGCUGGAGAACAUUCUGCACCUGCUGCGGAAUCUAG